AUGUCACAACCUGCUCUCAAAAUUAAAUUACGGCUCAAUGGUCCUUCUAAAUCGGACACUACAUCUCCAUCGUCUUCAAACAAUACAUCAACCACUUCGUCCCCUGCACAGGUUUCAGCGAAGCUUGUCAAUGAACCUGAUCCAACAGCACCAACCUCACCUGCUAAGAAACAAAAAACGAGUCGACGUGCAAAGAAAUCACAUUCAAACGAAAAAACGCCACUGUCUACAGCGACAACGCCAGCGGCAACAACAACAACAGCAGCAGCACCUGCUACACCUUCUACGACUGCAGGCGACGACGAUGUAUCUGUAGCAGAUGAAGUAGGGACUCCAGCAUCAUCAUCGACAGCAGCGCCUACACCCAACGCUACCACAGCUACUUCAACAAGCAGACCACGACACCACCAUCAUACCAGCCAUCACACGUCAUCUUCUCGAAAAGAUAUUCUCAAGCACAAGGACACCAAGGUCCGCCAGUGGAAGCGAUCACCUUUGAUAUUCAACACAUUAGAAGGCAGAAAAAUUGAACUUAAUACUUGGCAUUCUGAGGAACCAAUGGCACUGAACAAACGCAAAACGGAGCCUGUCACUAUAGCCGAAAUCGACGCGCUAUACUCUGCUGCUGGCAGUGAAAAGGACUUUAGGCCAUUUUUGUGUACACAGCCUGGCUGCUCAAAGUCCUUCACUACAUAUGAUCAGUUGCAAACACACGAGACAAAUAUGCACGGCACCAAGAAGCUGAUAUGUGGCAUUGAUGGGUGCCACAAGAGCUUUGUGACUACUGGUCAACUUACCAAGCAUCGCAAGAUGGUCCACUUCCGAGCGGCACGCAAGGCCAAGAUUGCAGCGGCAGCAGCAGCGGCAGCCGCUGAAGAGUCGGCAAACGCAGAAGACUCUGCGUUCACAACUGCGGCUAAUAACGAAGCAACACCAACAACAGAAACGCCUCCGCCAGCAGCUGGAUCUUCAGAUAUGGUGGAUGUGGGAAACUCGGAAGACAUGGCAUCAUAG
Zychaea mexicana is the source of this 1014-nucleotide messenger RNA. RefSeq lists its product as uncharacterized. The record is from RefSeq and is a predicted model, not a curated record. Gene Ontology annotation, biological process: regulation of transcription by RNA polymerase II. Gene Ontology annotation, cellular component: nucleus. The coding region runs from base 1 to 1014 and encodes 337 amino acids. NCBI's taxonomy places the organism in Eukaryota, Fungi, Mucoromycota, Mucoromycetes, Mucorales, Lichtheimiaceae. The transcript has 4 exons.